UGUCGAGAUUGACAGAACCCCCUCUUCCGGUUAAUUCGCUGGUGCGCAGAAGUUGCUAGUCACAGGAGCCACAAUGGCGAUUGUAGUCUCCUUCAGAUAGGGCUGUGGAUGAUACAAAAUCCACCAGCAUCGCCCUAAAUAUAGGCCUGGUUGAUUUCCAGAGCCAUUAAUAAUAAACAGGAACAUCUACUACACACGAAAAUACUAUAAUUUCUAAUCAAUAUUGAAUCUAUAGGGGAUAAAACUUACAUUAAAGGGAACAUGUAAACAGCACCAACCGGGUCAAGUUUUCAUUUUGUUGGAGAAACGAGCGUCUUUUACUCAAGGCGUCUGCUUGUUUCUGAAAGCUAAGACCGUUAUUCUGUGGAAUAAUAAUACGUUUUCUUAACUUGGCACCGGACAAGGACACCUUUCACAAAGGGACUUUUUUUCUUUUUUAGGCGUCUGCUCGCUAGCCGUCGAGCAUUAGCUAGCUGUGCUAGCUACAUUGAGACGGAGGCGACACCACAAUGCUCCUAUGUUUGGUUUGGACCUUCCUCAUUCAGUGACUGUCUCGGAGUGCUAACUUUGCUGCAUAGAAAAACUACCUUGGAUUUUUUUGUUCUUGUUUUGAAAAACUACUCUGGUGAGCUAAUGGAAUGAAUUGGCGCUGAGAAGGACUGGACGUGUGCGGCCUAGAGUGUUUAUUUUGUGCUUGUGUUUGUUCUGUUUCUGCUUUGCAACUCUUUGUUUUGACAUUUGAAGUAGCCGUUGUUUUCUUGUGGAUGAAUCUCUCGAAACACGGAAGCCGGGGUGAGGUAUGCCAGGGUCGGACCGACACCAUGGGACCAAGAGGAAGACUGUUUCGAGCGGCGGAGUGCCACACCAGACCCAAGGCCCAGCUCACACCUCUGAGGGAAACAUGACGAGCAAAGAUAGUAAGGCGCUGUUAAAAUCUUCCAUGAUAUCUUCGAAACGAAAACGGCAUAAAUCAAACAAACCUAACCGAGAGUCCGUGGCGGUACCGCGACCCGGGGUUUUUGCCCCCGGUAAUACGGCGCCUCCUGGUGUCAACACGGUGAAGCCUCUGGUGGAGUACGACGACAUCAGCUCCGACUCGGACACUUUCUCGGAUCCCCCGUCCAACAGGCCUUCCGAAAGGGGGAUCGGGGACCGACUGGAUCUCUCGCCUUCUCCUGAGCACGAUGAGGACGAUAUCGUCUUAGAACCUGAGCGAGAGAGCAAGGGUCAAAGACACUCUCGGAAAAAGCUCAAGGACCCUAAUAAAGUCAGAGACUCUGGAAAUGGGGAACAUGGGUACAAGAAAAAGAGCAGCAAAGAUCGUGAAAAGGGUAAUUUUGGGAAAGUCAAGGAGAAAACUGCUUCAUCAGGCUCCUCGUCCAAGCGCCAGCUCCAACCAGAAGGUGACACCAAGCGUGGGGAGUCAACGCUCUCUGUACAGACUGCAGCCAGUGUAGGUAGCACCACAUCCUCCACAUCUUCAUCUCGCAGUAAGGAGAGCGGUCGCUCAGGGAAGUCUCAUAAAGAAAAGCAACAGCGGAGAGAAGGCCGAGGAGAUGGAAACCGAAGCUCCUCCCAUAGGAGGACAGACAGGACAGACAAGACUCACCGCAAGUCCUCCAAGAGCCACAAGUCGAGCCCUAAGGUGAAGCUGUCAGGCAGGGGAAGCCCUCGCAGAAAGGGUGCCAGCUCUGCUGUACCAUCCAGUCCCAGAAGAGGCAGUGAGAGUCCACUGGGCUCCAACUAUGGACAACAGGCGGAUGACGGGUACUCCAGGCGAAGGUUAGCCCAGAAGAGCCCCAGCCCCUACAGGGAUUUGUCCCGCCGCAGCAGACAAAGAUCGGACAGCCCUUAUGUCAACAGGCACAGGUCCUCCAGCUGUGAGAGGGACAGCAGCCCUUAUUCCAGGAGGCGCUCCAUCAGCCCCUAUGUCAGCCGCAGGUCCUCCAGCUUAAGCCCAGCAUCUCGACGCUCAGGCCGUUCCAGAAGUCGUUCCCCUCUGCAGUACUCCUCUCGCCGCUCCUCGUCUCGUUCACGCAACAAGAGGCAUCCGUCUUCAGCUUUAGGAGGCGGCAGCUCCCACAGUAGUCGUCCAGCUAGCCGCUCCCCCCCUGCAUCCCGCUUGCCCCUCAACUCCAGCUUGGGUGCAGAGCUCACCCGCAAAAAAAAAGAGCGCCUGGCCGCUGAGGCGGCCGCUCGCGCCAGUGGCACCUCUUCCCCUCUUCCAUCCACCCCAAAACUCGCCAGUUCCACAUCUUCACGCCCCACUAAAACUGAGCCAUCACAGGUAGAAAGAGACUCUGUUGCAAAGGUGGAAACCCAGGCUCAAGCAACAGCACAAAUAGCCUCUGAUACUCCCAGGAGCGAAAAUCAAGUUACAGCACCUUUACCUUCCUCUCCCACCAAUUCCCCUGCUCCUCCUCCUGAGCCCUCCCCUCCUGUGCCCCCAUCACCUGUCACACAGGUGCCACCCCCGCCACCUCCUCAGUCAGAGGUGGCUAAUCAGCCCGCCACGCAUCACAUGUCCCAUGCUAAAUCGCCAGGGUUUGUUCCUGCACGCAGUCCUCUCCGCCAGACACCACUCCACAAAACAUCCACACUGCCCCCCCUCCCUCUACCCCCGAUGCUGCUGGGAAACAGUCAGGACAGCCCAAAGAAAUCCACGCCUCCCCAUCGUUCAUCAAGAAAGGAAAAGACGACUAGCAGCCGGCCGUCUCUCAUCGAUCUCCCUCUGCCGCCCACUUUGCCUGGAGUUGACUCAUCGCCGCCUCAGUCACCUGUCCGCCAGCCUCCUCCUGUCCCCCAGCAGCCCCUCAAGAAGAGACCAAAGAUUUGUUCCCCACGUUAUGGUGAGAGAAAACAUAACCUGAGUGACUGGGGGAAACGCUGUGUGGACAAAUUUGAUAUAAUUGGGAUCAUAGGCGAAGGCACAUACGGCCAAGUGUACAAGGCGAAGGACAAAGACACAGGGGAACUUGUUGCUUUGAAGAAAGUGCGGUUGGACAAUGAAAAAGAAGGAUUCCCUAUCACCGCCAUCAGAGAGAUAAAGAUCUUGAGGCAGCUCAAACAUCGCAGUGUUGUCAACAUGAAGGAAAUCGUUACCGACAAGCAGGAUGCACUUGACUUCAAAAAGGACAAAGGUGCAUUUUAUUUAGUAUUUGAGUACAUGGAUCACGACCUGAUGGGCCUUCUGGAGUCAGGUCUGGUCCAGUUCUCCCACGAACACAUCCGCAGCUUCAUGCGUCAGCUCAUGGAGGGCCUGGACUAUUGCCAUAAGAACAACUUCCUGCACAGGGACAUCAAAUGUUCCAACAUACUGCUCAACAACAGAGGUCAGAUCAAACUGGCAGACUUUGGUUUGGCUCGACUUUACAACUCUGAGGAAAGUCGACCUUACACUAAUAAAGUAAUCACACUAUGGUAUCGUCCCCCUGAACUACUGCUUGGGGAGGAAAGGUAUUCCCCAGCCAUUGAUGUCUGGAGCUGCGGGUGUAUUCUUGGAGAACUCUUCACUAAAAAACCAAUAUUUCAGGCAAACCAAGAACUUCUACAACUAGAACUCAUCAGCCGUCUGUGUGGAAGUCCUUGUCCUGCGGCGUGGCCCGAUGUCAUCAAACUUCCGCUCUUCAACACCAUGAAACCUAAGAAGCAGUACAGACGGCGGCUACGAGAGGAGUUUGCCUUUUUGCCUACUCCUGCUCUGGACCUGCUGGACCGAAUGUUGACCCUCGACCCUUCACGUCGCUGCACAUCGGAGCAAGCUCUUCUCAGUGACUUCCUUACUGAUGUCGAUCCUGGCAGGAUGUCGCCACCAGACCUUCCUCAUCACCAGGACUGUCACGAGCUGUGGAUUAAAAAGAAAAGACGUGCACGUCAGAGCGGGUUGCCUGAGGAUGUGCCUGUGCCCAAAGUGCCCCGUAAAGAUAUGGCUGGAACCUCCAGUGGAGAGAACAGCCGACCCCAAAGCAGCCCGCCUGGAGCUCCGCCCCCUCCCCCAGGAAAGCCACCCUCCACAACCAAACUAGACAGUGAGCUGUCAGGUCUUGGAGCGGCUGCAGAGCAACUGAAUCAAACUGAGCUGGCUGUGCUGCUUAACCUCCUCCAGGGACAGACUGACCUCAAGCUGCCCCAAGUGGCCCAGCUCCUUAGCCUCUCUGACUCAGACACUGUCAGCCAGUUGCUAUCAACUCUCAAUGAGGCCUCUGACCACCAGGGGGCUGCAGAGGACCAUGCUCAGCCUCCUGCAGUGUCACAGCCUCCUGAGCCGCCUCCCGAACCCCAGGAGGCCUCACCCACAUCUGGAGAACCUCCGCUCAGCCAGGAAGACCAGGCCAGCCUGCUGGCUCUCAUUCUGGGCCAAAUCAUAAAACCUCAAACCGAGGCGCAAAGCGAUGAAAGCAAUGGCGUUAAGUCAGAGGAGGCGCUGACACGCAGUUCGUCUGCUUCUACUACUGAUUCCAAGGAUGGUGGCGUGUCAAAAAGGAAACAAGUUCUGCCUGACCAGUUGCCUCCAAGUGGUGAACAGCGCCCCCCUUCUCCACCCGGGUCACCUCCAGCAGCUCCUCUCCUGGUGAACUCCCAACAAGCCGAGUCAGAAACUCGGUCUAGCAACCAGGGCAUCAGCCCUGCUGUGGCUGCUGCCUUGCUUCAGCUCAUCUCCCAGCAGGACCUGGAGGUUGUGACCUCCAAGCAAAGCAAAGACCCCUCCCCUGCUGUAGAUGCCGUAGGCCGUGAAGAGCCCAUCCCAGCCUGGGUUGCGGACUCUCCUGUUAAACCUUCAGCCCCAGCUGAGGCCCCGGCAGCGCUGGGUACUGCUGCUCCCACCACUUCGGCGCAGUUCCCCAAGGACCAGGAUCUGCGGUUUUCCCAUGGAGCCGCCCGCUGAACUCCAAUCCACCGGUGACCUUAAUGUUGGGUAUCAUGAGACAGCUCCAGCAGUCCUGGCCUGAAGGGAAAGGAAAGGCAGAUGGAGAAUGCAGCCACAGAAAGUGACUCACUGGACCAAGAGCAGGUAGUGAAAGUCAAAUCAAAGAUUUUGAAAGUGAAUGUCUAAAAGGAGGAGAUUUAGGUUUUUUUUUUUCAGGUAAUGAACGCAUUUGCCUAAUGGAGCAAGCUGUUCUGUUGCUUUGGUGGGAGUGUUUGGACAUGGGGUCAGGCUGUCAAGGAUUAGUUCAGGUUGCAACACUUACCGCCUCCAAGUCUUUGCUCUUUUCCAAACAUCGACGAGGCCGGACUGCUAAACUGAGUGCUAUGCAACUGAGGCUUAAUGAUUGUCAGUUCCACUGCAGUGGCCCCCUUUCAGUGCGUUUCAGUGUUAUGGAGAACAAUGUUUUUCAGUUUAUUUUAAAUGUGAGCUCCUCCUGUUUUCGGUCUGAUGUUUCAGCUUUUCAUGAACGAUCUCUGGUAUGGUGGGGCUUCAGUUCUGCUUUGAGUGGCCACUGUGUAUGUUUUUCAGAGCAUUUCUUUUGUUUUAAACCCCAAACCUCAGCAGAUUGGGAUGUACUGUCAUACCUGAACUGUGACCCCUAUGACUUGCAACAAUCAUUUCUUUAACAAGCCUCUAGUUCUCCUGUUUCUGACCCGUAAACGGAUUAUAUCAAAACAUUAUACGUCGCUGCUCUGCACAUGCUACUCUAGUUCACAUAAAGUUGAAUAAAUGCACACGGAUUUACCUGGGCCGUAAGCGCGUUGCCUUUCUGACAACUGUUGCAACAAGUCCCGCCUCAUUUUCUUUCUUUACUUCGAUUAGAUUAUUUUCUACAUAAAGUGAAAAACGCUUUAAAAAGUGACAGUCAGCCAUUUUGCUUCCGGUGUUUUUGCUUUGAAGAAAGGGAGAAGUAAUGUCUGUAAAAUAAAAGACAGAAGAAACAACAAAAAUAAUUGUAAUUGUGUU
This is a messenger RNA of Gambusia affinis (western mosquitofish), 5893 nucleotides long. RefSeq names its product cyclin-dependent kinase 12 (gene cdk12). The transcript is spliced from 14 exons. The coding region runs from base 800 to 4885 and encodes 1361 amino acids. Lineage: Eukaryota; Metazoa; Chordata; Actinopteri; Cyprinodontiformes; Poeciliidae. The record is from RefSeq and is a predicted model, not a curated record. Gene Ontology annotation, molecular function: RNA polymerase II CTD heptapeptide repeat kinase activity; ATP binding; cyclin-dependent protein serine/threonine kinase activity. Gene Ontology annotation, cellular component: cyclin/CDK positive transcription elongation factor complex; nucleus. Gene Ontology annotation, biological process: transcription elongation by RNA polymerase II; positive regulation of transcription elongation by RNA polymerase II; protein phosphorylation.